ACGAUGACGAUGACGAUGACGAUGACGAUGACGAUGACGAUGACGAUGGCAUCAUUAUGACUUCAUCGUCAUCGCUAUCGUCACCGAACGCCCGCAGCUGUGUGGCGCUUGGUCGUGGCCAGCGCCGCCGGCCGCCCGCGGGGGCGAUGCGAACGGAGCGCGGGGCGCGGGAAGGCCCUGGCGAGGCUGCGCCUUGGCAGCGGCCAGGCCGCAACGCAUGCACAUGGAAUAUGAGGAGCGGCCAUCAGGAAGGAGGAGGAGGAGGAGGGGACGGACGGGGCGGCCGCGGAGGAGGAGGCACGGAGCUCGACGCGUGAACUGAAAAAAGCGCACGCGUGGCGCGACACGCUCGCCAAAAGGUCAGCGAGCGAGCCCGACGGGGGCACCAAGGAGGGGGACUUCCCGGCAUGCAGGAGCGGGGGGGAGAGAGACGGACGGGGCGGCCGCGGAGGGGGAGGCACGGAGCUCGACGCGUGGACUUAAAAAAGCGCACGCGUGGCGCGACACGUUCGCCAAAGAGUCAGCGAGCGAGCCCAACGGGGGCGCCGAGGAGGGGGAUUUCCCGGCAUGCAGGAGCGGGGGGGAGAGAGACGGACGGGGCGGCCGCGGAGGAGGCACGGAGCUCGACGCGUGGCCUUAAAAAAGCGCACGCGUGGCGCGACACGCUCGCCCAAAAGGUGGGCCAACGCAGGGAGCCGACACGCGGCGUGUGGACGCGGGCGUCUGGAACACGGCGCGCGCUGCGUCUCAAAACGUGCGUACACCGGGGCAGCGGAGCUGAGGAAGAGGGGGUGGGGAGGCAGGGAGAACCCUUCGGCAACACCACCCCCACCAACCCCAUCCGCCAACUCGUCCUAGCGAUGCGUCUGGCUGGGUAGCUUCUCGACUUAUGGAGAGCAGGCCCGCCUGCGUGCAACACAACACAGUCUUGCCGAAGCGCUUGCCAACGGCGUGCGCGAGCCGGUGCCGCGUGGAGCCGCGUUCGUCCUGCGCCCCGCGGGACCGAAUUCGACUGGCACGCGGAGGAGACGUACACGAAGAGGCCGAGGCCCGAAAAAACGGAAGCCGAGGGAGGAAGGAGGGGGGAGCGGAGGAGGGGAAAAUGCUAGCCCUGGCCACUCCGCUUGGAAACCCCAAACGGUCACGCUCAGGUGGAUGCGCUCGCUGGCAUUGUUUCAACACCGGAACCCGAGGUCUCCCAGGCACAGCUGCUGCACCGACCGGCGACGUGGCCAGCAAGAGCUUCCGCCAGCACAUCGGGCACAACGGCGCUCGUCCGUGCGCCAGGAGUUCGACUUGCAAGACCCUGCUCCUGCCCACCACCCCACGAGCGUCCUCGUCCGCGCGAGAGGCCUCACUGAACCUGGAUGCGGACCCCCGUCCUGUGGGCCUGCUUGUGGACGGCGGCUUUCUCCUUGCGCCUGCGGCCCUUCUCGCCCUCGUCGCACAUGUGUAGAAGAUGAAAAAACUGCAUAAACAGAAUAAACUGUUUUGGCGCUCCGCGCGGAUUUCUUGGAUCCGCGACGUGCCCCUGGAGCGCGGAGCGCGCCAGGGGCAGCGCCGGAGGCGCCGCCAGGGGGCUCAUGGCGCGGAUCCGAGAAACCCGCGCGGACAGCCGAAAGUUUAUGUUUACAUGUUCUUGUUCUUCUUCCAAUGUGGCAGAACUGGCACCCCGACCCGUUCCCGCAGCCCUUGGUGUUAGGUCGGGCAUCCCCCUGCAGGUGGAUUUGGGGCGAAAAAAAAUGGCAUAACAAAC
This is a messenger RNA of Prorocentrum cordatum, 1756 nucleotides long. NCBI's taxonomy places the organism in Eukaryota, Dinophyceae, Prorocentrales, Prorocentraceae. The record is from the annotation of a GenBank genome assembly.